Paramisgurnus dabryanus is the source of this 3049-nucleotide messenger RNA. It is a transcript of the gene fitm2, whose product is annotated as fat storage inducing transmembrane protein 2. Gene Ontology annotation, biological process: phospholipid biosynthetic process; lipid droplet organization; lipid storage. Lineage: Eukaryota; Metazoa; Chordata; Actinopteri; Cypriniformes; Cobitidae. Gene Ontology annotation, cellular component: endoplasmic reticulum membrane. The record is from RefSeq and is a predicted model, not a curated record. Gene Ontology annotation, molecular function: coenzyme A diphosphatase activity.
GUGUUUACUGUUUCCGCAUUCAUUCACAGGACAGGACACACGGAGCAACAUGGCUGCUAUUGGCCGCAUAGUGGACAAUUUAGCUGAUUUUUGGCGACGGUCGUACACGCGUGCUUAUUUGGCAUGUUUAUUCCUUUUUAUUACAUUUUUAGGAUCGUUUUUUAAAAAAAAGGAACUUGUACCGGAGAGCUACUUCAGCAACAGCAGAAACGUUUUAAAUGUAUAUUUUGUGAAGAUUUCUUGGGGAUGGACCCUUGGUUUACUGCUGCCAUUCAUUCUUCUCUCUAACACUUACAAGAAACCCUGGACGUUUGUGUUGAAGCGGCUGACGUCACUUCCGGUGGCAACAUUGAUCUGGUACUUCUGCACUGAGGCUUUCUGCCUCAUUGAAGAAAUUACAGGUUCAUGCUAUGAGUCAGAUACCAUGCAGGUCAUCCAUGGUAACAUAACCACAAAGGCAGCAUGCAGAAAGGCUGGAUUCAUAUGGGAUGGCUUUGACAUAUCCGGACACUCCUUUAUCUUGGCUUACUCUGCUCUUGUUAUUGUGGAGGAAAUGAUGGCCGUGUCACACAUACCGAGUUCUGACAGAAAUGUUUUUCUUAACUGCCUUUAUAUAGCCCUUAACGUGAUUGUGGCUAUCUGGCUACUGAUGUUUACGAGUACGUCAAUAUAUUUCCAUGACUUUUGGCAUAAGCUUCUGGGAACAUUUUUUGGAAUAAUGGGGUGGUGUGUGACCUAUGUUGUUUGCUUCCCAAAGUUUAGUUUACCAGGUCUUCCUCCAAAGGAAAGUGAGGAGAAAAAAGAUCCUUAAUGUUAGAAAUGAAAACGCAUCUAAACUUUCUCAUCCGUUUAUUUUUGAGUUACAUACUUUCACACAUCUUCAUAGUUUGUGCUUUAGUUUUAUGUCUCAUGGAAAGUACACGUGGAGUUGCCGAUGUUCUGCAGCUGGUAUUCCUAACAUGACAAUCUGUAAUAUGAGAGAGAUAUUAUGAGGACACAUCCACUGAUCCUUAUUGUCGCCUUAAGAAGUUCACUGGAUAUACAGAGGGCCGAAAUUGCAAACGUUUUGCCUUAACAUUACACUGCAACCUUAUGUAAUCGAACCUGCAACCAUCAGCUUAGCUGACUUGACAUUUAAUAGUUGCAAUUUUUCCCUUAACACCAAUACAUAUUUAUAAAUAUUUAUUAAUUCAAACAAAAAUAAGGUGCUCUGGUUUGACAAAACAGAAGUUUUUAUUUGUGUUUAACAAGAUCUCAAUUUAUGGUAUAAUGAGUUUAUGGUGCAUACUUGUAUUAUGAUUUUAUAAAGUACAUUCAUUGAGAUCUUAUGAUCUGUCUACCUAACCUGUUGUUUGUUCAUAAUGUAUGUGCCAUUCUUAAAGGAACAUGGCGACUUUUUGGGACUUUAGCUUUUUCACUGUAUCCCCCAGAGUUAGAUAAGUCCAUACCUUUUUCAUCUCUGUGCGUGCCUUAACUCUGUCUGACGCACCCACCGCUAGCCUAGCUUAGCACAAAGACUGGAAGUAAAUGGCUCCAGUUAGCAUCCCGGGAACGAUAUUCUCAGAAGGCGAAGUACUGGUACUUGGGUGGAGUGGUUUGCUCGCAGCACCUAAGAAGCCCCGUAGUAUAGCCCAAGUAGCAUUGCUAGCCGGAGCCAUUUACUUCCAGUCUUUGUGCUAAGCUAGGCUAGCGGUGAUUGUGUCAGACAGAGUUAUGGGACACACAGAGAUGAAAAGGAUAUGUAUGGACUUAUCUUACUCUGGGGGAUACGGUGAUAAAAACUAAAGUCACAAAAAGUUUGCAUGUUCCUUUAAGGGAUAAAUCUUGAUGUUCUUCAAUGUUCGCUACCGUUCAAAGUUUUGAAAUACUUAUUCUUUAUUUAUAUUUUUCCACAAUCUAGAAUAAUAAUGAACUUAUCAAAACUAUGGAAUUACACAGUUGUAAUUUUAGGAAGUAUGUUGUGACUAAAAGCAUCCAAAAUUACCCAUUCUGUGUUAUAUGUUAGCAUUGUCACAAUAGUCACCCUUUGCCUAGAAUUUACAAAACCAUCGUGGCAUUUAAUAUGAAGCAGAUGAUUUUGAAACCGCAUUGAAAGAAUGUCCAGUUGUUGGCUUUGUAUACUAAAGUAAUUUCAAACACUUAAAGAUUAUAAGAUUUUUUAAGAUUAUGAGAAACAUUUCAGUCAAGUGUUUAAAAACUUUUGAACGCUAGUAGGGGUGUUGUCAAUGGUGAAAGUUUGAAUUGGUUUAGGUUAGUUUUAGUUUGGAAAACGUUCUCUUUGUCUCCUAGUUUUUCCAAUGUACUUUAGGGGACCGGAUUAAUACUGCACUGUUUGAGUGUAGUGGAAAACUUGCUUGCAUGCUAAAUUGUGUGUGUGUGUGUGUGUUAAUAUACACUAAUCCACAUUUGAAGUGGAUCAAAAAAGAUAUUUGGUUUGGGUAUAAAGACAACUUUUAUGAAAGGUUUUGAUCCACUUCAAAUUUUAACUAGUAUAGUUUGAUUGCAUAAUGGUAUUUCAUACAAGUUUAACGAUCAAUGCAAAUGAAAUGUAAAUUAAUUGUAAAAUAGCUAUAAUGCAAAAUGGGAACAUGCUGCCUGAAGACGCACAUCCUUGUUUGUUACAUUGGUCUCUAUUAGCUCAAUAAUACAUAAAUAAAGGUUCAAAAGUCAACAUCUUAUUGAAUUACAGUUGUUAAAUUACAAUGUUGCUGUAUGUUACUCAUUUAAACAAAAUGUUGACACUAGUAGUAGUAGUCGGUUUAUUUCAGGAAUAUAUGGCCUCUCGGCCCAAAAUUCCACAAAUAUCAUACCAUGGCGGACAAUCUCUUUUUCAUUCCUUGAUAUAUAUACAGUGCCAAUCGCCAUGCAUACACAGAAUCACACAUACUUGAGACAUCUUUGUGGACAUCACCUACAAGAGUAAAUUCACUUAAAUAUUUCUCACGUAAAUCUAUGUACAAAGGACAAACAUACAAAAAGUGCUUCUCAUCUUCUAUCACAGAAAUUUUUGUUAAGUUACAAUAAUGACAGAUUCUUUCUGCAACUGGUG